CUUCGAGAUGGUGAGACUUUGGAGGAGCUUAUGAAAUUGUCUCCAGAAGAGCUUCUGCUGAGAUGGGCCAACUUUCAUCUGGAAAACUCAGGCUGGCAAACGAUCAACAACUUCAGUGCUGACAUCAAGGACUCCAAAGCCUAUUUCCAUCUGCUCAACCAAAUUGCACCAAAAGGACAGAAGGAAGGUGAACCACGGAUAGAUAUUAACAUGUCAGGUUUCAAUGAAACAGAUGACUUGAAGAGAGCUGAAAGUAUGCUUCAACAAGCCGAUAAAUUGGGUUGCCGACAGUUUGUUACCCCUGCUGAUGUUGUCAGCGGAAACCCCAAACUGAACUUAGCUUUUGUAGCUAACCUCUUUAAUAAAUAUCCAGCACUUACUAAGCCUGAAAACCAGGACACUGACUGGACUCUACUAGAAGGUAAUGUAAAAGUUCUGUGACUUUAAUGUGCAGUCUGUAGCAUAAGAACCCAGAGGCCUAAAUGCUGCGAUGCC
This is a messenger RNA of Arvicola amphibius (Eurasian water vole), 495 nucleotides long. Its product is annotated as plastin-3-like. The record is from RefSeq and is a predicted model, not a curated record. Gene Ontology annotation, cellular component: actin filament; actin filament bundle; cytoplasm. The transcript is spliced from 3 exons. Lineage: Eukaryota; Metazoa; Chordata; Mammalia; Rodentia; Cricetidae. Gene Ontology annotation, biological process: actin filament network formation; actin filament bundle assembly. Bases 31 to 441 code for a protein of 136 amino acids. Gene Ontology annotation, molecular function: actin filament binding.